CGCGCAUACUACCAUGAAGAGAUUCCUCGACAAGGUCAAGGAAAAGGCAUUCUUUGACGACCCACCUUCGACAAAUGGAUCAUCACAUAACCCCAGAGUAGAGGCAGCACCACCACCUCUGCGGCAAGAUCAGCCAGGAACUAUUCAACCCGUCACGUCACAAGAUGUUGUAAGAUAUCGAUACCAUCACGGAUGCAACAUUGGCAGCAUCUUCCGAUGGCUCACGCCAAGCAUGUUUGCCGAAGGCCACCAAGGCUCGAGCGAACUCGCAGCUGCUGAGACCUGGGUGAAGCAACUGGGCAUGGACGGCGCACGGCAGCGUUUUGAGCACCAUUGGAGAGACUACGUCAGUGAUGCAGACCUGGACUGGCUACGAGAUGUUGCAAAAUGCACCACGAUCCGGUUGCCCAUAGGCUUCUACGAUCUUGGCCCACGAUUCUGCGAGAAGUCAGCAUUCAAGAAUGUCGCGCCGGUAUAUGUGAAUGCCUGGCAAGCAAUCAAAGACCUCAUACAGCGCUGCCAUUGUCGUGGUAUUGGCGUGUUGAUUGAUGUGCAUGCUCUACCCGGAGGCGCGAAUGGUGGCGAACAUUCGGGAACGAACAGCGGCAAAGCAGAGUUCUAUCACUCGAGAAAGUACACCAAGUUGGCGACAGAGUGCAUCUGCUUUAUUGCACAAGACACUCGAGGUAUCGGCGGCAUUGCUGGCAUUCAGAUUGUCAACGAGGCAGAGUGGGACGCUCCGGGCUUAUACGACUGGUACUCGGAUGUGUUGAACGAAGUGUCGCAGAUCGAUACUGCUGUUCCGAUAUACAUUUCCGACGGAUGGGACCUUGGCCGCGGCGCAGCAUGGGCUCAGUCCAGGAAUGCGGUCAGCAAUCGGCACAGCAAUCCAGUCGUUGUGGACACCCACCUUUACUGGUGCUUCACAGAUGCCGACCAGCAGAAGUCGCCUCAACAAAUCACCGGCGAAGUUUGGAGCAAGCUGAGCGAGCUGGAAAUCAAAGACGGAAGUGUGCACGACCGUGGCGCAGUCCAAGCUAUCAUCGGAGAGUACAGCUGUGUACUUGGAGAUGCUUCUUGGGCCAAAGGUGGCGGCGAGCCAAAGGAGCAGCUUGCCCGGGCUUUUGGCAAUGCUCAGUCGCAGCGAUACCAGCAACGCGCAGGCGGCAGCUUUUUCUGGACAUAUCGCAUGGACUGGAUGGACGGAGGUGAAUGGGGAUUCAAGCAGAUGACGAAUCAGCAUGCUAUCAUACCGCCUGCCUCACUGAUGGCAUCCGACAUUCAAGGUCGAAUCGAGAACGCUCAAGGGCAAAGGGAUUUCCGGCGAGGCAGCACUUGGGGUUGCCAUUGUUCGUACUGGGAUGGAAAUCAUCCCGGCGAGUAUGAGCACUGGCGUUUCGAGGCGGGAUGGAACGUUGGGUGGAAUGAUGCGAUGGCCUUCUUCCAAGCGCGCAGCCAGAGUGGCCACGAAGGUGGUGACAAGAUUGGCAUGCUCGACUUGUGGGUUCUGAAGCGCAUUCGUGAGUCUGGUCAAGGCGGCAAGUUCAUCUGGGAGUUUGAACAGGGUCUCAGACAAGGCGUCAGGGACUUCUACGAAUGUGUCGGUGUUUGAUGUGACUGGUGCCAAGGCGUUUCAUAAGCCUGAGGGAGAUCCUGACAUGGCUGAUCAAACAUGCGUUCGAAACUCCUAAAGACGAGGAGAAGGUACCUGGUAGUAUAGAUGUUGAGCGUUGUGCAUAGAAGUAGAGUAGCGGCGGCGUGUCAGGUUACAGACCUAGUCGCAAAGGAGGUACAGAUGUUCCUUUGUGCGUUUC
Messenger RNA from Pseudocercospora fijiensis CIRAD86, 1814 nucleotides. RefSeq names its product glycoside hydrolase family 5 protein. Lineage: Eukaryota; Fungi; Ascomycota; Dothideomycetes; Mycosphaerellales; Mycosphaerellaceae. The coding region runs from base 14 to 1612 and encodes 532 amino acids. Gene Ontology annotation, molecular function: glucan endo-1,6-beta-glucosidase activity. The transcript has a single exon. Gene Ontology annotation, biological process: glucan catabolic process. The record is from RefSeq and is a predicted model, not a curated record. Gene Ontology annotation, cellular component: cell surface; extracellular region.